AUGGUCUCUACUCGACGGUCCAACUUCCCGUCACCUCCACCAAAUGCAGCAUUGGCCAACGCUCUUCCGGACGAUCCGCCGCCGCCACCACCACCACCACCAAACAAACCUGCAAAUCACAAUGAAGAAUCCCAAGUUGCCCAAUUGAAGACUAUCAAUCCCAACCGGACUUGUCAGAAAAAAUCAACGGCGAUUGAGGCUCUAGAAGAUCAACAUCAACCCCAGCAGAAGACCGAGGCACUACCUCCGAAAGCGCUGUCUCCAGGAAUUCAGGAUGACACCGCCCCUGGUCUAACAGCGUCUCACAGUGCAGAUCCGGAUGCCCCUGACGUCGAGUCCUUUGCAGCAGCAAUGUCCUCGGCUCGUCUACAGAGGGAACAGGAAGGGCUUGUUACCUCCGCACUUAAGCGGAAGCGAAAAAGUCGUCGUCGUGCUCGAUUGCUUCUGUCACCGGAGAGUGAACAGAAUAAGACGCUAUCAUAUCACGAGCGUUCACUUUACCACGACACCCCGCCACGGGUACUUUCCGCAGAAGUGCUACAAGCCGUACAAGGGACUAUCGGUGCACAUCAAAGCAGUAAAAACGCGCGGCGCACGGAAGCGAGAUUGAAGAAUCAGAAACGAAAACGGGCAUCUCCAAGGAGCACAACACUUUUGAAAGAUGGAGGGGUUGCACUUGCACUUGCAGGGCGGCAAAAAAUAGUCUCUAUAACGGCAAAUAGAAAAGCUGGCCCAGCCUCGUUUCUACAAACCAGUUUAAGCAAACAAGGUUCGCGACGCGUUUCAGCAGCGAUGGUCGCCAGGAUCGCCAAAACAGCCGAAUGGUGA
Chondrus crispus (carragheen) is the source of this 828-nucleotide messenger RNA. RefSeq lists its product as hypothetical. Bases 1 to 828 code for a protein of 275 amino acids. The transcript has a single exon. The record is from RefSeq and is a predicted model, not a curated record. NCBI's taxonomy places the organism in Eukaryota, Rhodophyta, Florideophyceae, Gigartinales, Gigartinaceae.